AUGUGUCAACACGAUGACCCACAACAGAAGCUACCUGUCUUGGAACACCGCCUCAGUGAUUUGCUCUCGCACAAGGCGGGACCCUACCUGCAAAUUGAAGCUGACCUCCUUCGAGGUGUGUCGCUUCGAAGCACACUUAGAGGGUUAGGAUGGCUCUGGCGAAGCCAUCGCUUUAAAGUCCCUGAUGCCACAUGGCGCCGUCAGUGGCAAACUUCGCGCCCUGUGAAAACCUACAAGGUCUUUGUUUCCCACACGUGGAAGACAUCUGGUCUCCCUAAAGUGCUUGCGCUUAUGCUGAGCUCUUGCUGGUGGCACGCGCUUGCUUCUUGGGCUGUGACAUGCGCAGCUGUCAUUGUGGUGCACGCCUACGUGCCAAGUCUACCUAUGCCCUUCAGCUUUCAGUGCCGCGUGAUGGGCUUUGUGGCAGCGUGCCCGCUCGCACCAUGGACUCUGAUUGCCGGGUCUUUGGGGUUGAUAGUCGGCCUCUUUGGUGGCCCAUACUAUCCCCACAGCCUUUGGUGGGGCAGUGACUCGGACAUGUGCUUCUUGGACGUUGCCUGCAUCCAUCAAGCAGAUGAUGAGCUGAAAGAACGUGGUAUCUAUGGUAUCGGUGGUUUUCUGCGACAUGCGGAGGAGCUGCGCGUCUUGUGGACUCCGCCUUACCUCUCACGACUGUGGUGCAUUUUCGAGCUGGCAGCCUAUCGCGUGGCGAACCCCUCCGGGAGGAUCACUCUCGCACCCAUAUUCAUCGAGCAUUCUGUACUCUUCCUUUUGCCUGCCAUGUGGAGCGCCUCGUGGAGCUACUGGCUGGCUCUUACCAUUGGCUUGCAGGACUAUGGCUACCUGAUGAGCGAGGCGCUUCCAAUUGGAUUUGCCAUGCUCCCAGUUUUGGGCUUUGUGCACGGCCUCCGACGUCUUUUCUGCGAAAAACACCGGCUCUUUGAUGACCUUCAGAGUUUCAAGCUCGAAUCCGCUGAGUGCACCGAGUUGUUUGACCACAUCUUCGUUAACUCAGCGAUCCAGAAGUGGUAUGGCAGUACCGAAGAGUUUGAGGAUUUUGUCAAAGGGCCUUUAUUUUGCGAGAUAUCCGGCAACUCCACACAGGCUGUGGAUGUGCCGUUGCAAUACUGCCUUCUCCUUAGCACAGGGCCACUCAGCGUAGGCAUGGAUGAAACUAUAUCUCUGUGGGCCGGAGGGGCUUCAACACCGAUUGCAUCCUGGCUGUUCUGUUAG
This is a messenger RNA of Symbiodinium pilosum, 1233 nucleotides long. NCBI's taxonomy places the organism in Eukaryota, Dinophyceae, Suessiales, Symbiodiniaceae. The record is from the annotation of a GenBank genome assembly.